This is a messenger RNA of Cylicocyclus nassatus, 272 nucleotides long. The record is from the annotation of a GenBank genome assembly. Lineage: Eukaryota; Metazoa; Nematoda; Chromadorea; Rhabditida; Strongylidae.
AGUUUUUCAAGCAUUAUGACUGCAAUGUUCAAUUACCUCAUAGUUGUUCUUAUGUUCAUUGUUGGCGUUAAGGGCUGGUUCGGUCCAGAGAUGAUGCAUGGUCCAGGCCUUUUUGGAGGUUUCGGUGGAGGUUAUGGGGGUCUCGGUGGAGGAUACGGUGGAGGCUUCGGCGGCGGUCGCAUUCAUCCUCGCUGAUCGGUCAUCAACAGAUCGAUUCAUCAUGACUGCUUUAAAUUCUGUCUAUGAGUUAAUCUUUCACAAUAAAGAUGUCC